Messenger RNA from Penicillium taxi, 270 nucleotides. RefSeq lists its product as uncharacterized. The record is from RefSeq and is a predicted model, not a curated record. The transcript has a single exon. Lineage: Eukaryota; Fungi; Ascomycota; Eurotiomycetes; Eurotiales; Aspergillaceae. The coding region runs from base 1 to 270 and encodes 89 amino acids.
AUGGUUGAGCCUGCUAUCAGUGCAACCUUCACCCAAUCGGGAGCGAAUCCACUACCAACCACCCCCGAUCCCGAGCCAGUAUCAGGUUCAGAAAAUUCUCUAGACCAAUCAGAGUCUGACGAAGAGAUCCGUGAACUUCGAAAAAUAUCCUAUUAUACAAAAAUGAAGUAUAUGCUCCAGAAGCGUAUCAGAGAGUACGAACAACAACUCGAAGAAUACGAAACCCUAUCGAAGCGCCGCCGGAAGGCCGCCGACCGACCCUCAUCCUAA